AUGUCAGACUCCUCACCAGCUGAAAGCACUAACAUGAACGCCGCGAGCCACCUGGCUGCAGGCAGUUUGUGUGCCAUAUGUGGAGACAGAGCUACAGGUAAACACUACGGUGCCUCCAGCUGUGAUGGCUGCAAGGGCUUCUUCAGACGCAGCGUCCGGAAAAACCACAUGUAUUCAUGCAGGUUUAACAGACAAUGCAUUGUGGACAAAGACAAGAGAAAUCAAUGCAGGUAUUGCCGACUGAAGAAGUGCUUCAGAGCUGGCAUGAAGAAAGAAGCUGUACAGAACGAACGAGACAGAAUCAGCACCAGGAGAUCCAGCUAUGAAGACAGCAGUUUACCAUCCAUCAACGCACUCAUCCAGGCAGACGUACUGUCAAGACAGAUCACAUCCCCUGCUCCUAUACUCAAUGGUGACAUACGGACUAAAAAGAUCGCCACCAUCACAGAUGUGUGUGAGUCCAUGAAACAGCAGCUGUUGGUCUUAGUGGAGUGGGCCAAGUACAUCCCAGCCUUCUGUGACCUGCCCUUGGAUGACCAGGUGGCAUUGCUUCGAGCUCAUGCAGGAGAACAUCUCCUUCUCGGUGCUGCAAAGAGGUCCAUGCUUUACAAAGACAUCCUCUUAUUAGGAAAUGACCACAUCAUUCCCAGAAACUGCCCAGAGUUGGAGGUGGGCAGAGUAGCAGUGAGAAUCCUGGAUGAGCUGGUGCUUCCUUUCCAAGAGCUUCAGAUAGAUGACAAUGAAUAUGCCUGCUUAAAAGCCAUAGUUUUCUUUGACCCAGACGCUAAAGGUCUGAGUGACCCUGGAAAGAUCAAGCGGAUGCGAUACCAGGUCCAGGUGAGCCUGGAGGACUACAUCAAUGACAGGCAAUAUGACUCUCGAGGCCGUUUUGGAGAGCUUCUCCUGCUCCUGCCGACACUACAGAGCAUCACUUGGCAAAUGAUUGAACAGAUCCAGUUUGUGAAACUCUUCGGCAUGGCCAAGAUUGACAAUCUGCUUCAAGAAAUGCUUCUUGGAGGUUCUGCUAAUGAAGCACCACAUGCACCUCACUCUCUGCAUCCUCACCUGGUUCAGGAGCACCUCAGCACCAAUGUUAUAGUGACCAGCAAUAUGCCAACGCCAAUCCAUAAUGGUCAAAUCUCCACUCCUGAAACCCCAAUUCCAUCUCCACCCGCUGCCUCCAGCUCAGAACAUUAUAAAAUGGUUCAGGGGGUCAUAGCCACUGUUCCCAAGCAGCCAACCUCCAUCCCUCAACCAACUAUUACAAAACAGGAGGCCAUUUAACAACCCCUUAAAUCUUUAUUCCUUCAGUUUUUUUUCUAAUUAAACCAGGGUCUUUACAUGUAUGUUUAUACACAAUCAGCAUUGAAGCUGUUAACUUGACUGGAACCCUAAAGUAGCUGAAUACUGUAUAUAUAUCUAUAAUAAAAAUCUGCAGGUGUGGUCUUUACAGAUUGAUAGCCUGAGUUUUCAGGCAUCACUUUGUACAUGUAUGCAGCUGCAGCUGAGCUUCAUGGUUCAGUGAAGGCCAGAUAAAACCAUAAGCAUUGUGAUCUUCUAGGCUUACUGCCUUUCUGUAAGACUGACACUUAGAAGUACACUGCUGUAUAUAUUAUAGCUCAUUAUUGGGUAACUUCAAUUCCAUUGUGUCCUAUGCAUGUCCUCAGUGUGUGCAGUAAGGCUUAUGUUAGAAAUGGCAAAGUAAUCAUGUCAGUAUUUCAUGAAUGUUACAACAGGCCUUACACUGUCAUAUAUUUAGUGU
Messenger RNA from Pundamilia nyererei, 1762 nucleotides. It is a transcript of the gene hnf4a, whose product is annotated as hepatocyte nuclear factor 4, alpha. Gene Ontology annotation, molecular function: RNA polymerase II cis-regulatory region sequence-specific DNA binding; DNA-binding transcription factor activity; zinc ion binding. The transcript has 9 exons. The record is from RefSeq and is a predicted model, not a curated record. Gene Ontology annotation, biological process: regulation of DNA-templated transcription. NCBI's taxonomy places the organism in Eukaryota, Metazoa, Chordata, Actinopteri, Cichliformes, Cichlidae. The coding region runs from base 1 to 1284 and encodes 427 amino acids.